Molecule: messenger RNA, 1056 nt
Organism: Radiomyces spectabilis
Lineage: Eukaryota; Fungi; Mucoromycota; Mucoromycetes; Mucorales; Radiomycetaceae
Product: Asx homology domain-containing protein
Exons: 4
Coding region: 1-1056 (351 amino acids)
Source: RefSeq, a predicted model, not a curated record
AUGGUUCGAACGAGGAGCAGCAGUAAAAACGGUACGGUCAAAAAGACCGAGACUGGGAAAGGUCGAGGUAGAGGGUCAGGUAGAGGGGCGAAACGUGGUGGAAGAGGUCGUGGUCGUGGCACCAAAACGACCGAGAUCACCGGUCCAAAGGAAAAACCGCUAGUGACUUUGAUGCGGACUCGAGCUGCCAGCAAGGCGGCUGUGAGCGAAACUGGAACGACCAAACCCACUCGAGGCCGUCCAUCGGCCGCUCAAAAGAAAGCGCAAACCGCUGCCAAGGCCAAGGCGACAAAGAAAGCUACGGCGACAAAGAAAGCGGCUGCCGCUAAGAAGACUCAAGCCGGCAAAAAGACCACGGGAAAAGGACGUGGUGGCCGAAAGAAGAAGAGAGACUGGACAUUGGAAGAAUUGCUCACGAAUGCAGCUAGUCCAUUGGCCACCAUUGAUAUGAGAAUGGUGAUGAAGGCGGCUAAUUUUGAUCAACUUGACAGACGUGACCAUGCAGACAUUGUGAAACACCUGCCCAAGCCUGAAGUGACUUAUCGUGAUUCAUCCGGAAACGAAAUCCAUCCUGGAUCCAAUAGUGAAGCGGUCCGUUUGGAGAAUCAAAGAGAAUACUCCCCGCGCGUGGCUCCCAACUUGUAUCAAGAGAACAAUGUGAUCUUUUGGAACGCGGUCCAUCACUGGCAAGAAAGUUUGGCAGCCGGCGAGUUUGAAAAACCCUCCGCCCCACUCUCACCUCCCGUGUCUCCCAAACGUCGUCAUGAUCAAGUCGAGGACGACAAUGAUUGGAAGGAUAACGAGUACGAAAACUAUUGGGGAGAACGUCUCGAGCGUGAAAGGAAGCGUCGUCGACCAUCUGAUGAAAGUGAAGCAUCCGACAAAGAGGAGCAAGCUGGGUCCACGGACAGUUCCGAUAUGGAAACAGACGAAGAACUAGACGAGAUCGAUCCGUCGCCUACCCCUUCGGCAAAUGGUCGCCGCACUCCACCCAACGGCAGAGUCAAUGGAAGACAAUCUCCUCGUCGUGGCACUUCCACUCGCAAGCGUAAAUGA